GGUUAUCUAGUUCGCCAUUCUUUCUUAAACUGAAAACCCUAGCUAGCUUCCCAUUUAAAAUUUAUUUAUUCAAGAUUUGCAGCGGAUUGUAUUGAUUAAUAUAAAAAAAAAAUUGUUUGAUUCGAUGGGCGGCGGUUCCGAUGCGGCGGAAACAACUUCAUUAUCGUGUCUCCGAUGCGGGAAGCCUGCUAAUCUUCAAUGUCCGAAAUGUGUUGAAUUAAAGCUUCCUCGUGAAGGUGCUUCGUUCUGCUCGCAGGACUGUUUUAAGGCAACUUGGAGCAGUCAUAAAUCAGUUCAUGUGAAGGCAAAAUUAUCGUCACUUGAACAAAACUCUGAGUUGGGUAGAAAUGAAGGUUGGCUGUAUUGCUUGAGGCGAGGACAGGAUCGGUUUCCUAAACUUCCUUAUUUUGAUUGGACUGGGACAUUAAGGCCAUAUCCCAUAUCCCCAUAUCGUGUAGUUCCUGCAAACAUAGAGAAGCCUGAUUGGGCAAUUGAUGGAAUCCCAAAGAUCGAACCCAACAGUGAAUGGCAGCAUGCUGUGGAGAUCAAAACUCCUGAUCAAAUCCAAAAAAUGCGAGAAACUUGUCGAAUAGCCAGGGAAGUGCUGGAUGCGGCUGCUCGUGUCGUUCGUCCUGGUAUAACAACUGAUGAAAUCGAUCGAGUUGUUCAUGAGGCAACUAUUGCUGCUGGAGGAUAUCCAUCUCCUUUAAACUAUCAUUUCUUUCCAAAAUCAUGCUGCACGUCAGUUAAUGAAGUAAUCUGCCAUGGAAUUCCUGAUGCCAGGAAAUUAGAGGACGGCGAUAUUGUAAAUGUGGAUGUGACUGUGUAUUACAAAGGUGUCCAUGGUGAUCUUAAUGAGACAUUCUUUGUGGGAAAUGUCGAUGAAUCAUCUCGACAGCUGGUCCAGUGUACUUACGAGUGCUUAGAGAAAGCAAUAUCCAUAGUGAAACCUGGGGUGCGAUUUCGUGAAGUUGGAGAGGUUAUUAACCGCCAUGCUACGAUGGCUGGGUUAUCUGUGGUGAAGUCAUAUUGUGGCCACGGUAUUGGAGAGCUUUUCCAUUGUGCUCCAAAUAUUCCUCAUUAUGCAAGAAAUAAAGCUGUUGGUGUGAUGAAGGUUGGACAAACCUUUACCAUUGAACCCAUGAUUAACACAGGGGUUUGGCGUGAUCGGAUGUGGCCCGAUGGAUGGACUGCUGUAACUGCAGAUGGGAAAAGAAGUGCUCAGUUUGAGCAUACCCUUCUGGUAACGGAAACUGGAGUCGAGGUUCUUACAGCACGGGUGUCUUCAUCUCCCAAUGUCUUCCCGUGGCUAAAUGCGUAAAGAGACCUUUGUUUGGCCGUCCUCUCAGCAAUAUCUUGCUUGUAAUACAAUUGGAAAUAAGUAUUCCCAUCCAAUUUUGAAUUUACGUUCCUCAUUUCAGUCGGUGCCUUCGAGUUUAGAUUUUGUUGUUUGAACAUAGUGAAUAGAGCCCUCAAGUUUUUGUUUUUGAA
Mercurialis annua (annual mercury) is the source of this 1491-nucleotide messenger RNA. RefSeq names its product methionine aminopeptidase 1A. The transcript is spliced from 16 exons. NCBI's taxonomy places the organism in Eukaryota, Viridiplantae, Streptophyta, Magnoliopsida, Malpighiales, Euphorbiaceae. The coding region runs from base 125 to 1321 and encodes 398 amino acids. Gene Ontology annotation, molecular function: metalloaminopeptidase activity. Gene Ontology annotation, biological process: proteolysis. The record is from RefSeq and is a predicted model, not a curated record.